This is a messenger RNA of Helobdella robusta, 1481 nucleotides long. RefSeq lists its product as hypothetical. Gene Ontology annotation, cellular component: membrane. The transcript is spliced from 8 exons. Gene Ontology annotation, biological process: regulation of cell differentiation. The record is from RefSeq and is a predicted model, not a curated record. NCBI's taxonomy places the organism in Eukaryota, Metazoa, Annelida, Clitellata, Rhynchobdellida, Glossiphoniidae. The coding region runs from base 1 to 1101 and encodes 366 amino acids.
AUGUCUAAGAAGUCGCAGAUCGUAAAGCAAGGUUUUGUGAGAAAAUACGGAAGAUCACUUGAAUCAUUAAUUACCUCCCCAUGGAAAAAGAUAAAAAUUGAACUAAACAACGAAGGCUACCUCAGCUGGCUCAGAAAAGAUGGUAGCAUGCAUGGGACCAUCUGCUUAGCUGUGAUAUACGAGUACUUUACGUUUGGGUCAAGUUGUCGAGCGAUGCCAUUUAGCCCCACUUUACCUCCGGAUGGAAAGCUCGACAACAUGUUUGCAUUCCCAGAAGAACCAAGCAGAGGGAGCAGAAUUCAUUUCUUUUUAUGCAAUGACCAUCAUGAUUUCAGGAAGUGGAUCUCUACAAUCUAUUCAUAUUUUCCAAUAAAUUCCACCCUGCCAACACCUGCAUCAACAACAUCAGCAACAUUUUCCAAGCAACAGCAACAACAACAACAUGGAAACUUUACGAACCGACAGCAUUUUAUGCCACUUAAUCCUUACGCACCUUCACCAUUUACAUCAUUUCCUGUAACUUUUCAUGGAAAUGGACUGUUGGGUUCUGCUUGCACAGCAGAUUCGACCCCAACGUCUCAGCAACCCCCUCAGCAUCAACAACAGCAGCAGCAACAGAAUUUAUUCAAAUAUCAAGACAAAAAUGAUGAUAUUCUUCAACUAGACAGACAACACUAUUUGCAAUAUAAUUCUUUCCCAUCAAUGCAACUAUCACAGCAGCAGCAACAGCCACGACAGCAGCAGCAGCAGCACAAUUUAUAUCCACAGCAACCACAAUUCUCUUACCAGCAACAUCAAUUUUAUCCUCAACAGCCACAAUUACGACAAACAGGUGAUCUUGUAAGUGGCGAUGGAAAUUUAAGGAUGAAUGGACAGCAAAAGCAGUCUGCGAACGGCAAAGAUAAAUUCAUUAACAAAUUUGGAAAAUUUUCUUCCGGCGUGUUCAGUGGCGCCUUGAUGACAAUAGGAAAUAAGUCUGGUCACGUGUUUGGUGGCGGGAAAUGGGGCGUGACCCGUCCGUGGAAUAGAAGAAAUAGUUGGACGAGUUGCAGUUCGAGUAAUUGGGACUCAUUUAGUAGCGGGUCUUGGGGCAGUUUGUGAGGGUUUAUGUCAUUUAAUUCUUUAAAAGUUUCAAGAAGUUCAGUUGCUGACUUGAUUUUUUUGCAACUGAUUCAUGUUUGUUAGCUCCGUUUUUUAUCAUUGUUUUAUUUCUAUAUUUUUAAUUAUUACUUUUUUGUUGAUAUGAACACUCCAUCUUUUACGAAGCUAGUCAUUUAGUUCAUUACUUUUUUGAAUGUUUCUUAAUUAACACGUAAAUGGAAUUUAGAAACCAGUAUGCUGUUAUAGGAUGUCGUUAUUAGUCAUCAUCUCUUGGUUACCUCUGUUUAGCAUUCCACUAUAUUCACGUUAUUAAUGUUAACAUUUAAAAAUUUUUAAUCUACACGGAUGUUUUUGGUGAAAAUAUAAAUCGGUAAUUUAUC